Molecule: messenger RNA, 11509 nt
Organism: Cylas formicarius (sweet potato weevil)
Lineage: Eukaryota; Metazoa; Arthropoda; Insecta; Coleoptera; Brentidae
Product: potassium voltage-gated channel subfamily KQT member 1-like
Exons: 17
Coding region: 1226-3580 (784 amino acids)
Biological process (GO): potassium ion transport; transmembrane transport
Cellular component (GO): membrane
Molecular function (GO): voltage-gated potassium channel activity
Source: RefSeq, a predicted model, not a curated record
CAUCAAAGCAACAUAGGAAAAUCGCCGGAAGGGCGACCUUUCAAGGGCAGGUCUACAACUUUCUGGAAAGGCCUGACAACUGGAAAUGUUUCGUCUAUCACUUCAUAGUGUGAGUGAGAUGUCCGUAAUUCGGAUUUAUUUUUGUGUAUUAUUACAAAGGCAAACUGGUUUUUAUGAAUCGAUACUUUUUUUUCCACUUACGAAAAUGAAAUUAACAGCGGCGGUGCCGUGAUAUAUUUUGUGGCUGCUUCAAAAUCUGGGAAAUCUCAGCUUUGCAGACGUGAAUUUUUGCCCUUAACAUGGGGUGAGUUUUAUUUAAUUUAAUUUGACAAAUUUUAUUUUCGAUCAUUCAACGGAGGAACAAAGUAAGUCAGUUGUACCUUAGAUUUCAAUACAAGUUGCAUGUUCAGCACACACGCAUUCCAUUUUUCUUUAGCAUUUCGUUACACUCUAACUACACUGCUGACACAGAAAAUUGUUUUACAGGGACAUUCCGUACCAUGAAAAGAUCAUGAAAUUUAUUUGAGAUUAUAACUUUAAUUCUGAUUUUAAAAAAUGCCUUGAUGCAAAUUUCUGAGAGGUCCAAAGAAAAAAAAUCCCAUUAACGUUAACGUUAAGCGGAUGACGUAUAUGCGAAAUUACUUUUGGCUUACGGCGUACACAAAGACCAACCGUGGUCCAAUUUCGCAAUAUUGUACUAUCAAGAGGCAUAUUUUACUAAAACUGCGCUGCUUAAAAUGGGACUUUUUCAAGGUGUAGAAUUUUUCGGUAUUUCUAUUAUACUACUGUCUCAAAAUUAAAUUUGCAUUGGAAUAGUUAUUGCUAUCAAGCGAAACCAGUUAAAAUACUAAAAGUGUCAUUCUUUGUUAGGUUUGAGCAUUCCGACAUUUGAGAGAAGAGCUGACAACGAUUGUAUGAUACGCUGAUUUUAGUUAACGAACAAUCACUUCAUCAUGGAUGCCGUUGUUGAAUGUUUUCAAUGGAGCCUGUUUGCAGAUGGUCAUCAACUACGGUGCGGAUGCCAUUUCGACGUUUUGACACGUUAGAAGAGCUUGCAGGUGCUCCAUAAUCCAUGCCAUCAUGCUAACGCCAACUUGCUUAGAGAACGGCAUUUGGCCUCGAACAGUAUUACAAAUAUGUCGCCAUCACUGACUCCCACACAGUUGUCGCAUUUCUUCUUAUGUCUGUCUGAAAAGGCCUCAAGGCCAACGCAGCAAGUCUGCCAAUGCUGUCCUUGGUGAUGCUGCCCUCCGCAAUGAAUCGUUCAGAACAGGAAAACUUGUAUCGUACAUCGCGGCGGCUAAGUCUGGUUCCCAUCGGAAUUGAUCAUUCCCACGGAAAUCUUCUAGAUCUCGGCAACGGCGAGGAAAGAAGACAUUCGUUCGUAAAACCCAAAAAUGGAGAAAGGCAGCAACACGUUAAUACAGACGACCUCGUUUUGAGCGUACUUAAGAGUCCUGUUAACCACGCCGGAGCUUUGGAAACAAGAGAUACUAAUUGUGACGAGGAGUUACAAGGCGGUUACAAAGAUGGCACAUCCGACGAUGAAACGGGAUGCAAUAAAUCGGAAACAAUUGAAGAUGAGGACUGUUCUGAGCAUUUGCCGUUUUUGCAGCGGCUCAGAGGUCACCAUCAUAAUCACCAUCGGGUGGGGAAAAUGGGCGAAGCCCACCAUAAAAGGCCUUCGACACCAAUGAAGAAGAAACAGCGGUGUUAUCGGAAAAAGGAUCUCAUACAGACGGAGGAUAUCGUCGAUGAGGAGGAAAUCGUGGUGGAUGCGGAAGAACAGCCGAGAGGUGUCCCCGAUCCCUACUAUCCCAUUUAUUUGCCGAUCGAUCAGGCAUUUAAGGCGAAAUACAUGUUUCAUCACAAAAAGGGUAAAACUUUGCAGGAAAAAACUUACGUUUUCCUGGAGCACCCUGGGGGAUGGUUGUGCUUUUUCUACCACUUUACAGUAUUUAUGUUAGUAUUAGUCUGCCUAAUAUUUAGCGUCCUGUCAACGAUCGAUACGUAUACGAAUUUUGCCAACGAAACGCUUUUUUGGAUGGAAAUCUGUCUGGUUGUAUUUUUCGGAGUCGAAUACAUCGUCCGGUUAUGGUCUGCUGGUUGUAGGUCAAAAUAUAUGGGUUUCUGGGGCCGUCUUAGAUUUAUUAGAAAGCCGAUUUGUAUUAUAGAUUUAAUAGUAGUGGUGGCUUCUAUCGUCGUUUUAACUGUGGGUUCGAAUGGACAAGUGUUCGCUACCUCAGCUAUUAGAGGGAUACGAUUUCUUCAAAUUCUCCGCAUGCUUCACGUCGAUAGGCAAGGAGGGACAUGGCGAUUGUUGGGAUCUGUGGUUUUCAUACAUCGGCAGGAGUUGAUAACUACCCUCUACAUCGGAUUCCUGGGCCUCAUUUUUAGUAGUUAUUUCGUUUACUUGGCCGAAAAAGAUGCAGUUGGACCCGAUGGAAAAAACACGGGAGGAUUUGCGAGCUACGCGGACGCCCUCUGGUGGGGCGUGAUUACGGUGACCACGAUAGGCUACGGGGACACUGUACCACGAACCUGGAUGGGAAAAAUUGUGGCUUCCUGCUUCAGCGUUUUCGCGAUUUCAUUCUUUGCUCUUCCAGCGGGUAUAUUGGGUUCGGGCUUCGCUCUCAAAGUGCAACAGAAACAACGUCAAAAACAUUUCAACAGGCAGAUUCCUGCAGCGGCGAUGCUCAUUCAGUGUCUGUGGCGGUGUUAUGCCGCUGACAAGAGUUUCAAUUCGACCGCUACCUGGCAAGUUUACCUGAAGGACUCUGCAGAAAAUCAACAGGCAUCUAAUACCCAGGGUGGAGGCACAGGAAGCGGUCCAAACUAUUCAAUGCCACUGUCAAAGUCCCUAAUAUUACAGGUGGCCAAAAAGGCUUCAGUUCUAAAACGUCGCAAGUCUAGGAAUAGGAUGGAAUCAAUAAUAAUCCCUGCGUCGACCACUCCAAGCACCCCACAAGGGGAGGCCUCUAUUUCCGGGCACGGGGUAUCAAACGCCGAACCAUCGAGAUGUGUAUCGGAUUCUGAUAUGGUAUUCUAUAUGGACGACACGCGAUCGGGAACCCCAAACAGAGCAAGAAAAGGUGAACGCGAAAAUUCAAGAGGCGCGGUGUUCAUGAGUCAAACCAGCACAGUAACCGAAGCCCCAUCUGAUGAAAUUGAUGAUUUUGACGCAGAACUUCCCCGAGUUACGCAAUUGACAGAAGCACACAAAAACGCUAUCCGAGCCAUCAGGAAAAUCAAGUACUUCGUAGCCAGAAGGAAAUUCCAGCAAGCCAGGAAACCUUACGAUGUUAGAGAUGUCAUUGAACAAUACAGCCAGGGCCACCUCAACAUGAUGGUUAGAAUAAAGGAACUACAGAGAAGAUUGGAUCAAACGCUUGGAAAACCAGGAAGUUACUUAGCAGGCAUCGAUAGAGUGGGCAACGUUAGACCCAUGACCGUAGGGGCGCGUCUGUACAGGGUCGAACAACACGUAUGCACGAUAAAUCAAAAACUCGACUCAUUGACGGACCUCGUCAUGAGUGUUAUACAACAACGAACCAACGCAGCAUCUGAAAAUAACGUUUAAAUAAGCACAUUUAAUAAUUGUAACAUGAUUUGGGCUUCAAAUUUCAGACUCUGAAAUGUGCAUAUUCAUUUUCGAAUAUUUUCGAAACAUUUACGGAAACUUUUGUUGAAGUAUACAUUACACAUAUCGCUAACGGCAUAACAUGUAAGAGAUGCAAUAACUGACGAGAAAGUUCGAGGUGUGUCAACAAACUAUUGCCGUAAAAUUAAUCGAAAUAGCGCUUCCUUGACAAAGUAAUGGUAAUGGUAAUGUAUUUAUGGUUCAGCUUGCCCUGCGGUUGUUGUUUUGGUAGUGAAAUUGCGCUGUGGUCUAAUUACUUAUUUCUUAAUAUUGGUACUAAUAGCUUUAGGUUGAGAUUUGGAGUUUUCGAAGAAAAAAUAUUUCCUGGAUCAACAUAAAUAACCUAAUUUUUAUUUAAUUUAGUUACCUAGUGUUUAAUGAUUGACAAUAUAAUUUGUCGUCAGAAAGAUUUUCAAACGCAAGAAAAAAUUAAGCAAUGCGAGAGGAACAAAAAUAAGAGCAAUAAAUAGUUCUGUAUACAAACAAAAUAGAAAUUUUAACAUUCUACUAGAUAGAAACGUUGAUUUGAAAAAAAAAAAGGAAAAUUUUUACAAAAACAAUAUGAGAAAGGUUUGUCAAUGAAAUAAGAAAGGAUAAGUAAAAUAUGUUUACCGAAAAUACAAGGGGUGAUAGUGUUCCCCAUAUAAAUAAAUAUACCAAUUCCAAACUAAAACAUUCUGAUUUAAUACAUCGAAGCAGAUAAUAAAUUUUAAGACUAUGUCAAAAUUAUUUAAAUGUUUUCAACGCUUUCAGGUUAUUUUUGGAAAUGUCUUAAUUUAUUCUAGAUUCAUAACCGAGUAGAGAAUAAAAAGUAUUCAUUAGUUUAUAAUUUUCGCCGAAUUAGAAUAAACGGUAGCACAAUAUGCCUAUACAAUUCCGUUAUAGGAAUUCCAACAAUUUUGUUAUACUCAUAUUUCAAUUUUUAAGGUUAACCCGCACCUAAAAACUCUGUUUAAAUGAUAAAAUUUUAGUCAGUCGAUAUGCCUCGAAACGACUUGUCCUGUAAUAUCGAUAGUCUGUACUGUAGUAAAAUGUAAAUAAUAUUGUCAUGGUACAACGGGGCACAUAAAAAUGUAUUAUAUCUAAACUAUUAUAAAGCAAGUUUCUUCACUAUAACAGUGCUGUAUGUGAAUUGUGAAAGCUAUGAAGCAAUGACUUUGCGAAGGUAAUUCAAUAAUUACGACACAUACAGGGCUUUUGAAACAGUAGAAAACUGAUUUCGGUGUGAAAUCGAGCCAAAAAAGUCUGUUUAAUUACGGAAAUACUUCUGUAAUGUGAUAUGUGUAAUGACUUUUAGAAAAAAUUAUUUACAGUGCAUUCAGUAUAAGGGCAGGCAUGGGGAUAUCGAAAACCAUAGGAGAUACAGGGUCGGUUAAAUUAGGAAAGUUUUUAAAAAAAUUAUGAGAAACUUAAACGUAAACGUAAAUCGUCAGAAAUUGAAAAAAAUAUAAAAAGUUGGGUUUUCUAUUUUUGUCUAUAAAGCCCAAAAUACACCAAACAUGAUUUUGGGUUUAGUACAUUACUAGAACACUUAAGGAAAAAUAUGACAAAGGAAAACGAAAUUUUUUCAUUUGUUUUCGGGAUGUACCACAGAUUUUUAAUUUUUCUCAUCGGCGCUGUAUUGAAUAUUUUCACAAUAAGAUAUGGCUCAACAUACGACAUAUUUUUUUGAAUUUACUAUUUACAUUGAAAUCACUUGGAAUUACAUACUUAUUACAUUGUAAUAAUUACAAUAUAAUUCAAUAAUUAAUACAUAUUCAAACAACAUGUUGUCAAAUCUAUGAGGUAUGAUGGUUGAACUGCUACUAAAACUAGAUGACAUAGUUCUUCCUCUCUUCGAAAAUUAUGUUGGUACUUAUAGUUCUUGAUGCUGUCAUCAUCUAGAUAAAAGUUUAGAGGCGAUCAUACAGGCCAAAAAACUAAUCAUUGUGAACCUAUCCAUUUGUUAGUUAUUCUCGAACUAUUCUCGAGUUUGAGCAGAAAUCCUAUCUUAUUGAAACCAAAUAUUGUUGAUCCCCGCUGGCAGAAAGUUGGUAUUAUACGUCUACAGUUAUUUUGAACAAUGAGCAAUACCCCAAACAUUGACAACAGUCUUCCAAAGAUUUUUUUAUUUGACCGUCAUCUUUCAUGGAAGGUAUUUAAAUACAAUUGCUCAGCCUAUCGAGUUACUAUGAUACCAAACAAAACAUUUUGAUGUGUCGAACUUAUUCUCAAGAGAAAAUUUUCUUUCCAUUUAUUAAAUUAAAUGACCACUUAACAAACUUGUGAAUUAUAAGUGAAGAUAACGAAGGCAUUUCCGUUUCCAAAGCCCACUAUAUUUAUAGCUUAUGUAUCCUGAAUAUCUGUCAUCGUCUACUAUAAAAAAAACGAAUUGUCCUUUGUGGCAGUAAGGAUGUGAUAUAUGAUUUAAAAGCAUUUUUAUGCCCUAUCUAAUAAUAUCUAAUAAAUAUUCAAUAUGGCGAGCAAUAUUUCAUAGUUUCUCAAAUUCUUUAAAACUUUUUUCCUAUAUUCCCAUGAUAUCCUUUCCUUUUAUAAGACACACUAUAAUAUAUAUUUUUAAGCAAACUAUUAAGAAAUAAUAUUGUAUGUCAAUAUGGAAAUGUCUGUUUAAGAGAACAUUGUAUUGAGAAGGGCUUGUUUCAUGGAAUUUGCUUGCAAGUUUCUUCAACCGUCAUGCUGCGUUAGCUUAAAAAAUAUUCCAUUUGGGUGGGCUCUAUUUCAUUUGCUUCGUAUUCUUUCACAUACCCUGUAUAUAGUUAAAAUCGAUACUGAAAAUACAUAUAUAGAAAAUAUAUCAAGGAUCGGUUAAUUAUAUUGUUUACGUUAAUACCUUCAAAUGCUUCAUUGAUUGAAACAUAUCUUAAGGAACUUAAAAAUUCUUUGGAAAUAGUAACUAAGAAUUUUGACAAUCCAAAUUUGAAUGUCUCUGAAUAAACCAAAGACAUUCAUAGUAUUACUAUAAGGUAAAUUUAAAAUUUAAAACGAGAAUAUAAUAAUCCGUCUCUUUACUUACUUCGUUAUUGGAUGAUUUCAGUGUAUAGGAAAAUUUUCAUGUGCAAGUUGUCAAAGGCGCUCUUUAAUAUCAGAUGUCAAAUAAAAGUAAAUCCAAUUGUUACCGACUUUAAAAGUAGCGCUACCUGCAUUGUGCUAUUUAUAUUCCUAAAUACGCAAAUUACAUGUCAAUUUAUUUUUACUUUGUAUAUAGGGUGGUUCAACUAAAGUUACAAUUAUGCACUGUCUGUUUGAAUCAUCCUAUAUAAAUGGGUAAUAAUAAGUUAAAACUUUCCACUUAUUGUCUGUAAUAACAUUAGUGGUGUGCCUAUAUAUCUGUGAUUUUGUCUAUUUACCUAACGUUUAUAAAGUGCUAUGGAUCCGAAUUUAUUACCUGUACCACAUACAUUUACCAGAACCAAAUUUACCAAGCAACUUAGAAAUAAACUUUUUUUGUGUUUAAGAAAAUGCAUGAAAACAUUUAUAUGCGGAAUUUUUAAUUUCGCAUUUACUUCGUGGAUUUGUUUGUGUAAAAUUAGGUCGUGCUGAAAUUGUCGUCGAAGAUUCUGCUAAAGUGUGCAAUUCCAAUUUGUGGAAUAAGCUCAAUGUAAGUGGUCGGAUUGCAUCUAGUCAUAUCAAGUGUAUAUGGUGUCUUAGCCUAAACUUCAAGCAACUAUUACUGCGAAAAAGUUUUAAAGAAAGACACGAGGGCGGUUGAUAACAAGUAACAAGUAAUUUAAAUUAUCGUAGACACUUAUGUCUUUGAAAAGUGUUUUAUUCGAUACAAAGCCGCCUUAAGAAAAGUCAUAUUAAGUGUUCCAUUAGUUUUAUUAGAAAUUUUUUAGAGUAAGCUUUUAAUCCUACGUGCCAAUAUUUUUGUUAUAUUUCAUCCGAUGCGGAUGAACAAAAUUUUCAUAUUCAAAAAACUGGCUUUAUUUAUAGCUCUUGCAGUUGUUAUAGUUUUAAUAUGGACAUGGUAUUGGUUAUUUUUUUAUCCUGAUUAGUACCUAAAAGCUCAUUGAAGAAUGAAUUGGACAACAGAGCUGUGUUAAUACAAAAUAUGAAGUCAAUUCACGAAAUUUAAUAUCUUCCUGGUUAAUAAAAAUUGGUCAAUAUGGAAACGAGAUUCUGUUGAAUGGACAAAAAAAUCAAUAACUUUGAUAAUGAAAAAGAAUCGUAUCAUUAGAGCCUGAGAAUGAACCGAUUUUUAAGAAGAUAAAUAGGCAAUAUGUAAAAGCACAAAAAUGAUGCAAACAUAAUAAUUAAUUAUUUUUUUUUUAAUAUAUUUUUUAUUUCUUUAAUUUAGGUUACACAAUUUUCAAAAUAAAUAGGUUAAAAUUGGUACAAUUAUUCCAUACGAAAAAUAAAAUAUUUCAAGUUUCGAGUACUACAGUAGAACCUCGAUUAUCCGGGUCGGCCGGGACCGAGCUUUCGCCGGAUAAUCGAAAACACGUAUAAUCCAAAGACCUUUUUUUAUUUUAUUUAGAUAAAUACAUGUGUCAAACAAAGGGAACAAACAUACAUGUAACAAAAAAUAAAAUAUAGUGUAUACAAAAUGUAUACAAUAAAUUAUGUUUGCAAAAAUCACUUCAAAAAAUCACUGAUUUUUGUUUGUUUUUGGGCUUCGUAACUUCUAUACAUUAUAAUUUCUUUCAUUUUUCUAAGCUGAAGUACAUGAAUGUCAUCAAUUGCAAGGUGUUCUUCAAAAUAUUGCAGAAGUACGUUUACUGAGUCCCUUGCUUCUUGAUGACUUGAUUUCGCAAUAAUUACUCUCAUCAUUAUCACUACUUUUUCAGAACUUUCUUCAGAGGUCUUGUAAAUUAUGUUAUCGUCAUUAAUGAUCUGAUACCCUGCUUCUUUGUGAUCACAUUCUAUCCAGUCCUGUAUUUCUUUAUUGUCUAUUUCUUCCAAACCAUUUAUUUGCAAGGCUAUAGAUGCUAUGUUUUCGAUCGAUAGCUCACCUUCAUUUAACUGAUUAUUAUCUCCAAUAACGUCUUCAUCCUCUGUAUCUUCUAUUAAAAUCAUUAUUUUAUAAAAUGGUUCAUUCCAAGCACGACCUAUAGCAUAUAUUGCCCCUUUCAAAUUUAGGAGCGUUCAAAAUUCCACAAUGUCACGUUCUUCCAUAAGUUGAAGCAUAAGAUCUUUUCUAUAAAGCUUUUCAUUGUCUCUGCAACCCCUUGGUUCAUUGGCUGGGCAAUACAUGUUACAUUCAUCAGAAAAUAUGCUACGAAUAUGUUUCCAUCUUCUGACUUAAGUUGCUCUACAUUAGGAUGCUAUGGCGUAUUGUCCAGUAACAGUACAGCCUUUGGUGGAAGAUUAUUUUCUUUUUGAUAAGCUCGAACUUGCGUUAUAAAUUUUUAAAAAACCACUGUUUAAAAAUUGCUCUAUCCAUCCACGCUGUGUUUUUACAUUUUCAAAAACCCUUGGGUUUUUGGAUUUUCCAAUAACACGAAAACUAAGCUUAUGCGUUGCUGAGGCAUUGGCAUAGCACAAAACUGUUAAACGGUCUUUGCUUGCUUUGAAACCUAAAAAAAGUCCAGUUUCGUCCCCAUUAUACACUUGCUCAGAUUUUAGGUCGUGCUCUGUCAAAAGAUUUUCAAAAGCAUAGCAAAAUUCUACCAUAGCAAUGUCAUCAGCACUUAAUUUCUCCCCUUGAACAGCCAAUUCUCGUAUUUCAUGGCGUUUUUUAAAUCUGUAAAGCCAACCAGAAGAUGCCGAGAAGUUGCCUUUAAUUUUUUUAAUUUUUAAUUGCUGGUGAAACUUUUCAGCUUGUCUAGCACACAUAUCGGAACCCCUUCCGAUCUCUUCUGCAAGAACCACCUGCUCAUAGCAUCAUCAAGUUGUCGAAAAGUAGUAGUGAUUUUCGAUCAGAAAUAGCUUUAGCUACAAAGCUCUGUAAUUUGGCUUUUCUCUUUAAAAUGUCACGAACUGUUUGUUUUCCAAUGUUAUACUUUUUAGUCAACACAUAAACACUUAUGGUAUUUCCAAAUUGCCUUAAAAUUUGCAUUUAUAGCCCAAUAUUUAAAACAUUGCGUUUACGCCUAGCACCGGUACGCUCCAUUUUGUGCCUCUGUUUACGUUUAACUAACUAACCCAAACUAACUAGCCGGUCGAUCAGCACUCGGCAAAUAUAAUACGUUAAAACAUGGAUUCCCCUACACAAAUUUAGGGAUUCUCCGAAAACAACGACACAGUGCAUGCAGCGGAUAGAGCGCGCACGGAUAAUCGGGGUUCUACUGCAUAGUAUCUUUCAACAUCUGCAAAAUCAUAAUUCACUGCCAAUUUUUUUCUAGAACAUCCCUGGGUUUUAAUAGUCUAAUUAUAAGAUGCAUCGCUUAAACGCCGUUUUUUAUAAAAAUUUCCCCAUUUCCCAAUAUACCAAAAAUCCAUCUGGUGGUUGGUUACCAAAUCAAAAACGUUUUAUGACUUCAAAUAUUGCGGUUUUCGUAUGUAGCAAGUGUCAUAUUUCAGCUAUUUGAAAGUGGAAAAAUAUUUUACGCUGUGGAACACAUUUUCGAAAGUCCAAACUUCUAUUAGAACGGGAUGUAAAUGCAAUCAGGAAAAUCACUUACAUCGAGGUUAGUUCGGCAUAUUUCGACUUCUGUAAUAAAACUUCAUAUCACUUGCAAUUAAUUAAUAUAAUUAAGGACCCUGUAGGGAAUUCAAAAUUCCCGUAAUUUAGCUCUAUCUUUAGGAAGCUUCUAAAUCAUUCUUGCGAUAUAUUUUCAUAAAAGUAAUAACCUUUAGGGCGACGUAAAGUCCCUAUAUAUUUAAGAGUAACUUUUGAACUUGUGAUUUGUAGUCAGUAGUUUAUCAUUCUAAAUUUUAGAUUAAUUUCCUUAUAGAAAUAUAAUCGUUUCCUAUUGGAAAUUUUUGGUACUUUAAGGUAUCAACGAUAACCUACCGUAGAUGCCUCUUUUAGAGUAAAUUACUCAUAUAUUAUUAGGGGUAGAUUGUCUAACGAAAAACAAAGCAAAUAUCGAAUUCGAACUGGCAGGCCUUACGGAUGUACGAGUAUUUGUAACUCUAUGUUCAUUUCUAAAGACAAUCAAAUCUGAGGCAACGAUAAAAUUGAAGAGUAAGAGUAAGAGUAAUGGAAAGGGUAAUUUAUAGGCCCGUAGGUACAACUAGUGCAGUAUAGCAACAUAGCGGUAACCGUUGCUUUGAGGAAAUACUCACACUAGCUCAAUCAUUGAGAAAUAUUAAUAAGCUGGACUGAAUCUAUUGGGUUUGAUGAAAUUGCACAAAUGCAAUCAGAGUGCCUAAGAGAUAUUAACAAUAUUAGAAUUGUGCCGAUUUAUUCUCAGGGUUGUCUUUAGAACUCAAGUGUGGUGCGCUCCGGAUUGCUAGUGUUCAUGACGCCUUGUCAACGAUAGUUUUUGCUCUUGUUUGUAUUAAAGCAACCAACAGUAUCAAAUUAUAAAAUACCUGUACUUAUAUUUUGAUCCCGGACCAUUUAUGUAGGAAAAUUACAGGAUUUUGAUUUGAAUGGAUUCAACGGAAAUAGUAAACAACAAUUUCAAUUGGAAAGUCACAGAUAUCUCAUUGUCCUGCCAUUUUUUUACAGUUCCAUAUCAAAAGUUAUUAUAGAUUCUUAUUUUGUGAUAGCACAUGUUUACUAUUAUAAACACAGUUGAGACUUUUAUCGGUGUUUUCGAUUUUUUAAAGAUUCUAUUGUAAAUAAUACUGUUAAAAAGGUUGUUCAGUGUGGAACGGUUUUUCGAAUUUUAGCUGAGAUGUGAUGUCAUAUUUAGAACCUAGGUUGAUCUAAUACUCGUAUCUUUAAUGAACCUUAAGGAAUAUAUAGUAUUAUAGAAUUUCUUUAAUGGAUGCUUAAUUGUCAACUACAAUUAUAAAUAAAAUUUCACUUCAAACAAA